AUGGGAGGGAAUAUUGGGGAAGACAGAAAUUACUCUUUCGAUGAUCUAGACCUCACAGGGUUUGAUAAUGACGAUAUUGUUGCUUCCUUAGCUAGCAGUGCAAAUGUGGCGUCGCAUGAGAACUUUGAUACUAUUUUCAACAAUGUCGAUGACGUUGUUCCUCUAACAACUGAGACUAGGAAGUCAAGUGAGACUUUUGAAACUGAAACUCCAACAUCCGGGAAAAUGGUGUCUGCUUCAAUUCCUAUGGAGACAGUUAUAGGAUGUUCCCCUUCUGUAUCUGCUUCUCCUACUACUGAACUGUUUGUCAGUGUUUUUACUCCACAGUCUGACCAGCCCCCGUCGAAAAGGCAAAGAAGAGAUUUGAGGCAGGGCAAAGUAAUUGCAAGAAUUGUCAGCAGCCUCCCAGUACCACCAGUUACUACUGCUACCACCAGACUCACAACAACAAAGAUGUUUCCAACAAGUCCAAGCUCGUUGUUUAGUGUCGGUGAUUCCUCUGCACCACCUGGUUUCUCAAUUCCAAGAUAUAAUCGUGAUGAUGCAUCCGAAAGGUUGGCUUUUCACACGGCCGAAGAACAACUUCUAACGCCAGAUCCUCGAGGAAAGGGUGUUUCUAUUGAAGAAGGUGGUUCUAGGGGUGAUAAUCUAACCCUUUCUGGUUUGCAAAAGGAAAUUUCGGUUCUAAGCCAGAAGAAUAUUAAGUUAGAUAUACAAGUGAAGGAACUUCGUGCUGAGAAUGCUAAGCUUAAUAUUCAAGUCUCCAAGUUGCAAUCUGAUAAGUCUAGUCUUGGGGUACAAGUGGCUGAGCUUAAAAAGGAUAAAAAGUUGAAGUCUAAGCAGAUCUCUGACUUGAAAGAUCACUUCAAUCUGCUAACUUCAAGUUAUUUUGAACUGAAAAAGAAACUUGAAGAAGACUUUGGAGAUAAGUAUCAAACAUCUGUUGAAGAACAAAGGAUCACUCUUCAUGUGCAAGCUUUCCCAGUUGAUGUGCCUGUCGGUCAAUCAUCUGGUACUGCUAGUCGUGGUGAUGAUGCACCUCCUCUGGCUCCACAUAUAGUAGAAACCAUAUGUCGUGAUCAAGAUGAAGAAGAAACGAAAGGGCAAUUACUGUUCAAGAGGAACUCUAACCUAAAUGCUUCUUGCUGUUAUUGA
This is a messenger RNA of Lactuca saligna, 1155 nucleotides long. NCBI's taxonomy places the organism in Eukaryota, Viridiplantae, Streptophyta, Magnoliopsida, Asterales, Asteraceae. The record is from the annotation of a GenBank genome assembly.